Molecule: messenger RNA, 489 nt
Organism: Sparassis crispa
Lineage: Eukaryota; Fungi; Basidiomycota; Agaricomycetes; Polyporales; Sparassidaceae
Exons: 1
Coding region: 1-489 (162 amino acids)
Source: RefSeq, a predicted model, not a curated record
AUGCCCAAGACACUUGACAAGUGGUACGAAUAUGCCUCGCGGUUUGAUAACCAAUGGAGAUCUGCUCAGAUCUUCAAGCGAGGAGCCACUACGACGACACGAGGAAAGGGCCGAUCUGUCCAUCGUCCCUACUACUCGACUUCUGCAAAGGAUCCAAAUGCGAUGGAUAUUGAUCAUAUCAACAUCUCGCACUUGUCCCCGGACGAGCGACUGAAGAGAAUGAAAGAAGGAUUAUGUUUCCUAUGCGAACAGAAGGGCCAUAUAGCCAACGACAGACAAUUUCACUCCCAAUUUGGAGGUUUCACCCGUGCUAGAAUGAUACAGCCCGGGUUGGACACAGACACGAUCACGUGGAUCAAGAAGAUGCGAGAAGAUCUCGCACAGAAGAAGGAGAUACUGAAGGAAGGAACCAGAGAGGAACAGAUCGCCUAUGUGCGAAAUGUCUUCAACGACAUGACUGAUGAAGAACGAACCCAGUUGAGUUUUUGA